AUGAAGCGCAAGACAGAUACACGAGGCUCCAUGGAUGGCAAUGCCAUGCCAGAGUCCAAGAAAAGAGCACUGUCUAGCGAGGAGGCUGCUGCCCGCUUCCGCGACGGUCUGUUCGACGUUGCCGAGCAGCAGAAGUAUACCGGCGAAUAUGCCAAAUCUUCGCCCUACCUGCACGGUGUCAUCCACUCCCUCAUUGAGCCCACCCUCCUCCGUUCCGUUCGCGAUGAGAUCCAAACCCAGGUGUCUUUCACUGAGAAGGAAACCGAUAUCUACAAGAUAUUCCAGUCUGGUGACCUUGCCAAUUUGGAUGGCUUGGAUGACUCCUCUCUAUCUAAGCUUCCAUCUGUGUUGAAGCUGCGCGAUGCGAUGUACUCAGCGCGAUUCCGCGAGUACUUGUCCUCCGUGACUGGCUCCGGCAAGCUCAGUGGACAAAAGACUGACAUGGCGAUCAAUGUUUACACAGAAGGAUGCCAUUUGCUUUGCCAUGACGAUGUGAUUGGUAGCCGUCGCCUCAGCUACAUCCUCUACCUCACCGACCCCGACACACCCUGGCAAGCUGAGUGGGGAGGUGCCCUGCGCCUGUUCCCAACAACCACUCAGAAGGAUGCCAAGGGCGAAGACGUCAAGAUCCCCAGCCCUGACUACAGCUUGUCCAUCCCGCCCGCGUUCAACCAGCUUAGCUUCUUCACCGUCCAGCCUGGUGAGAGUUUCCACGAUGUCGAGGAGGUAUACCACCCACGCGAAGACGAGGACAAGUCCAAGAAGCGCGUACGCAUGGCCAUCAGUGGCUGGUUCCACAUCCCACAAGAAGGCGAAGAUGGAUAUGAGGAGGGAUUGGAAGAAAAGCUCGCCGAGCGCAGCAGUCUCGCCCAGCUUCAAGGCCGCGGUGAUAUCUACGAUCUGCCCCAGCCCCAGCCCGUCUCUUGGGAAGAGCCCGAAGUUGAAGGAAAGGGCAAGGGCAAGGCCGAAGAGCAGACCGAGGGUGAGUUCGACGCAUCAGAACUCGAUUUCUUGGUUCGGUACAUCGCGCCUUCGUACUUGACCCCCGACAUCGCCGAGGAAAUGUCUGAUGCGUUCUCCGCCGAAUCUUCGCUCAGCCUAGAACGCUUCAUGAAUGACAAGUUUGCUUCGCGCAUGAGCGCCUACAUUGAGGAACAAGAGAGACAGGCUCUCCCCGCCACUGCGGAUGAAAUCCAAAAACAGCGCGGGUGGACUGUUGCUCGUCCUCCUCACAAGCACAGAUAUCUUUACCAGCACGCUUCUGGGAAGGAGGAUUCGGAGAAUCCUAUUCAGGAGCUCAUGAAUGUGCUAUUCCCUUCACAAGCUUUCCGGAAGUGGCUUGGUCUCAUCACUGGUGUUGACCACCUCACCAGUCACGAUUUGAUGGCGCGACGAUUCCGUCGUGGAGCAGAUUACACCCUUGCUAGUGCGUACGAGGGUGAGGAACCUCGCCUUGAAUUCUCACUCUGUCUCACCCCCACUCCCGGUUGGGAAAAGCAUGAAGAAGAGGAGGAGGAGGAUGAGGAGGACGAAGAGAACGAAGAGGGAGAUGCCAAGGAACCAUCUUCCAAGGCGUCCGAGCCCAAGGAAAAGACCAACGACGAUGCAGUCGAGGGACCUGCACUUGGUGGCUAUGAGAUUUACAUGGCCGGUGACGAAGAAGAGGAGGAAGAGGAAGACCCCGAAAAUGCAGACCAGGUUCUCGGACAGAAGAAGACCAAAGCCGAUCCCGCCAUCUACCGAUCGGCCGGCGCAGACGAGGACGACGGUAUUCUGUUCAGCACACAGGCCGGUUGGAACCGCCUUAGCAUUGUGCUUCGUGACAGUGGUACCCUCAAGUUCGUGAAGUAUGUCAGUGCGGCGGCCAAGGGUGACCGCUGGGACAUUACUGGUGAGAUCGGCGUUGAGUUCGAAGAUGAUGACGAGGAUGAGGAUGAGGAAGGGGAUGAAGAUGAUGAGGAAUAA
Penicillium brevicompactum is the source of this 1965-nucleotide messenger RNA. Its product is annotated as oxidative DNA demethylase. The transcript is spliced from 2 exons. The record is from RefSeq and is a predicted model, not a curated record. Gene Ontology annotation, cellular component: cytoplasm. Lineage: Eukaryota; Fungi; Ascomycota; Eurotiomycetes; Eurotiales; Aspergillaceae. Gene Ontology annotation, biological process: regulation of translational termination; peptidyl-proline hydroxylation. The coding region runs from base 1 to 1965 and encodes 654 amino acids. Gene Ontology annotation, molecular function: L-ascorbic acid binding; peptidyl-proline dioxygenase activity; iron ion binding.